AAACCCCAGGUUUCCUUUGGUCCGAGUCGGCAGCAAGGGAGGUUAUUGGUCACAGCCAAGAAGAAAGAAGGAGGGAACGACAGGUUGAUGGCUGGAUCAGGGGCGAAUUCCCAUCUCCCAGUUGGAACCUACGCUGAAGUCAGGCAGAGCGCCCCAACCCGAGCGAUGGGAGCCGAGAAGGCGGGGAGGGGUGGGGGGCCAAGUCCACAGUGCUGAGCCGUUGGCCAGAGCACCGCCCCCGGGAGCGGAGGGAGGGGUGGCGGGGCGGGAAGGGGGGCAGCUGCCAUCCCCGCUGCCUCCUGGGCCCCACUCGCUGGCGCCCAAGUGGGAGCACGGCAGCGGCCCUCUCCCUCCUCCCCACACCCCGCUACCUGCCCAGUCCCCGAAGCGAGCGUGAGAAGGCAGCGAGCCAAGCCGGGCCAAUCCCACAACUUUGCAGCCGCGGGGAGGGCGACAGCCAGUGUCCGGGGCUCCUCUUCUCUGCGACCCGAGAUCGGAAGAUCUGAAGCAGAAAUCCCAAACCAGGGCUCAUUUUCACUACCGUGAGAAGUGCAGCCCUAUCUUGUGCCUGCCCCCAGCCCGGGCAGACAACGAAUAAAUCCCGCUCUCCGUGCACCUGACUUCAAAAUUCCAGGGCGCGGAGGUCGCUCGAAUCCGAGGGCAUAGCCUCCGAGGAAUGUAAUCGAGGAUGCUAGCCCUGAGGCUGCUCAACGUGGUCGCCCCUGCCUACUUCUUGUGCAUCUCCCUGGUCACCUUCGUGCUGCAGCUCUUCCUCUUCCUGCCCAGCAUGCGCGAGGACCCCUCGGCUACCCCUCUCUUGUCGCCAGCCCUGCUGCACGGGGCGCUCUUCCUGUUUCUCUCUGCCAACGCCCUGGGCAAUUAUGUCCUCGUCAUCCAGAACUCCCCGGAUGACCUGGGGGCCUGCCAGGGGUCGUCAGCCAAGAGGGCUCUGUGCCCCCCGCCCAGCACCCACUUCUGCCGAGUGUGCGCCCGAGUCACGCUGAGACACGACCACCACUGUUUCUUCACCGGCAACUGCAUCGGCAGCAGGAACAUGCGCAACUUCGUCCUCUUCUGCCUCUACACCUCCCUUGCCUGCCUCUACUCCAUGGUGGCGGGUGUGGCCUACAUCUCCGCUGUCCUCUCCAUCUCCUUCGCCCACCCCCUGGCCUUCCUCACGCUCCUGCCCACCUCCAUCAGCCAGUUCUUCUCCGGAGCUGUCCUCGGUUCUGAAAUGUUCGUCAUCCUCAUGCUCUACCUCUGGUUUGCCGUCGGCCUGGCCUGCGCCGGCUUCUGCUGCCACCAGCUGCUGUUGAUCCUUCGGGGGCAGACUCGCCACCAGGCUCGAAAGGGGGUGGCAGUGAGGGCCCAGCCGUGGCGCAAGAACUUACAGGAGGUCUUCGGGAAGAGGUGGCUGCUGGGCCUGUUGGUUCCCAUGUUCAAUGUCGGAAGUGAGAGCUCUAAGCCGCAGGACAAGUAGCAGGCAGACACUCAAUCAUUUCCAUCUCUCUGUGUCUCAAUUCCUCCUCAACAUAAGACCAUAACACCCUUGUUGCCAUCCAUGACCCACUACAACCUUGGGCUAGUAAAGUCCGUGCACCCACCCCAGGUCUUCCACCUAGCCUGGAAGAACAGUGUAAGAGGGAGGAAAAAUGAUCUCUUCAGCAGCCAGCAGGUGGCUUCUGCUCUUGUCCCUUCUUGGGAAGCCUUCUUCCCACUCCACCUGGUCCACCCACUUCCUACCAUGUCUCUUGUAGUCCCUACUGUGUGCUGGAACCCUUCCCCUCUGUGGGGAGUGAGCAGUGGAUUCUUGCUGCUGAUAAGACUCCCCAGCAGCUGGAGGCUGGCAAAUGCUUGACAUCACCAUGUGUGAGAAGCAGCCAAGUCCCCUCUGCCAGGGAAGGCAGGAAGCAGCAGGUAUGGUUUCUUUACCCUCUGGGGGAUUGUGGCAUUGAGAGGGAAAGAGCACAGGAGCUUGCUGCCCACCCUCCAGGUUCAAAGUCCUUUCUCUGGACUUGGCAACUAAUGGCCUGGUAUUUCCAGAUGCUAUUCCCUGUCCAGCUGGGCUUAGCUGGCCACCCCAGCCCAGUCCAGACCUUGGCUGGAUGAUUCCUUUCCCUGGCACUCUUCCAGCUCUUCUCUUUGGUUUCCAGCCUCUGUUUUUUUGCCAGAUGUUGGGAAGGGAAAGAAGAAAAGCGAGGGAAAGAGGAGCCACCCAUAAGUGAGGGAGGCAUGUGACUGUAUAAAAAGUCAGGGGGGUGGGGGGGAGAGGUGGUAGUGAGAGGAGAGGGGCACCUGGUCCAUUCGUGCCUCGUGUAAAGGGCAUCCUAGCAGCUGAAGCUAUUCAGUUCUUGAAUGGCUACCUGGGAGGUAGUGAGUGCUCCACUACUGGGGCAUCCGCAGGAUCUAGGCACCUAUCUGCCAGGCUUGCUGUGCAAAGGAUUUUGCACAAGGUUGUUGUAGAUGAGUGUAGAGAUUCCUUCUCACUCUGAGAUACUGGUGUCCUCUUUGUGACUGCUAGGCCUGGGGGCCAGAUCUGCAGAGUUGAUGUGAGUUAUUUGUUUUCAUGGAGAGUAGGUUUUCAUGGGAGGAGUCUGAAAAUCAUGAUGCAAAUUUUUGGACCCAACCCAGCCACCAAACACAGGACUACCCAGAUAUUAAUAGUAGUUAGGAGGGCUGGGGUUUGAGGACAGGGAGACAAAACAGUGUUGGGGUCAGAUGAAGGAAGAUGUGGGGACAGAAAAGCCAGAUCCUGCUCAACCCAAAGAGAGGAGAUGAGGGAGUGAAGGCUGGGGACGGGAAUGACCAGAACACAAGACUGCACCUGCCAGACUGUUGCUGCUUAUCUGACUGCUCUGGAUGGAUGCAUUGCUUUGUGUGCUGGGACCCAGAGAAGCAGACCCUUGGGCAUAUGAGGGAGUGGGGACAACACAAGUGCCCCCUCCUGACUGGGUCCAAGGACAAUAUGACAUCCGCACAAGCAGCAGGGCUGGAGCCCUUGCCCUGCAGUGUCCAGUGGGUGGCUACAGUGACUCCAACUGCACCAAACCAUGAGUCCUUGGGCACAGAUUGGGUGGACUUUACCCAGGUCCUGUCUUCAUUCCCCCUUGAGGACCAAUGUUGUAAUGGCUUAACUGCUCACACUUUUCCCUCCCUCCCACGUUCACUCUUUCAGUCAUCCAUUUGUUCAUAUAGAUGAACAUAUAUUUAUCAAGCACCAACUAUGUGCCAAGUUUCAGGCACUAAAAUACAGUGGUGAAGAGGACAAUGAGGUCCCUGCCAUCAGGGCCAUCCUGCCACUGCCCCCUGUACACCCUGAAUCCUACCCUUAGACAAAUGGUCACUCUGCCUUCUUGGUGGUUCCUCACCUGGAGGAGAAGGAUGUGGUGGGCUGACGGGGUCCCCAGGCCUUCCCAAUGUAGCAGUCCUUGGGGUUACCCUUUACCUUUACUCCCACGUCUGGCUAUACUCAAGCAGUGAAAGUGGCAAAGGGGAGAGAAGAGGCCAGGACAAGUCAGGCCUUGGGUGUCUCUUGGCCCUAGAGUUUGAACUUGGAUGCCAGGUCUACCAUGUCCAGAGACUCUGCACCAGGAGGUCUGACAUAGGGCACGGAGGGAGAUAUUGGUCCUUGGGGUGACUGGGGAGGAGGUUCCCAGAUGUGAGACUUCAGUACCAUUUGUGCACAUGGCCCUGUGUAAAUUGUUGAUGAAAAACAUCAAUAAAAUGUGUGGUUUUAAUUGGA
Molecule: messenger RNA, 3742 nt
Organism: Chinchilla lanigera (long-tailed chinchilla)
Lineage: Eukaryota; Metazoa; Chordata; Mammalia; Rodentia; Chinchillidae
Gene: Zdhhc22
Product: zinc finger, DHHC-type containing 22
Exons: 4
Coding region: 689-1480 (263 amino acids)
Biological process (GO): protein palmitoylation
Cellular component (GO): Golgi apparatus
Molecular function (GO): palmitoyltransferase activity
Source: RefSeq, a predicted model, not a curated record